This is a messenger RNA of Mesocricetus auratus (golden hamster), 1589 nucleotides long. RefSeq names its product transmembrane protein 221 (gene Tmem221). The transcript is spliced from 3 exons. The record is from RefSeq and is a predicted model, not a curated record. The coding region runs from base 69 to 944 and encodes 291 amino acids. NCBI's taxonomy places the organism in Eukaryota, Metazoa, Chordata, Mammalia, Rodentia, Cricetidae.
CCUCGCUCUCUCCACCCCAGGACCCCCGCCGCCUCCCUCCCUCGCUCUCUCCACCCCAGGCCCGGGCUAUGGGCCGCUCGUACGGAGGCCGGGUGCUGGCCGCGAUGGCCCUGCUGGGCAUCCCAGCCGCCGUGCUGGUCGCGCUGGCUGCGCAGCUGUUGUUCCAGCUCCAGGCGGGGCGCGCCGAGCUGAGGGGUGAGCACACCGCCGGGCUGCACCCCGAGCUGGACCCCGACGCUGGGCUACCCGAAGCUGCGGCUGGGGCAUUGCUGCCGCUGGCGACUGCGCUGGCUGCGCUGACGCAGGUCCUCGGGCUCGGCUGCCUGCUGCUCGCCGCGCUCUGCGGACACCUGGGCGCCGAGCUGGCUCGUGGGCCGGGGCCGGGCAGGUCCGACUGGUUUCUGUACGACUGCCGCCUCCUCAGGCACUCCGCGCUCGGCCUGUUCUGCUGUGGGGUCUCCGUCUACUUAGCAGCACUGGCCAUGUAUGUCCUGCUGCUCUUCGAGAUUGAGGCAGGUGCAGCGGCUGCAUCGGUCCUGGGUUCAGGUGCCCUGAUCCUGGUGGCGGUGAUGACUCACACCCUGCUCAGGGCUGUUCGGGCCACUCGCCGGGGUCUCCAUGAACUGCCUCCACCGUCCUUUGAAGAUGAGCCGACCCGGCCUCCAGAAGACUCCAAAGCUGGCAGCGGGGCUCAGCCCCAGCAGGGUACCCAUCGCCAGACCCUCUCUGCCCCCUCCCAGGAGCCUGGGGACCCCCCUGGGCUCAUGGCCACUGAUAUCGCAUCCACAGUCCUGGGGAGAGCCAGUGAAGUCAGUCUGCCUGCUUUCCAGCGGCCUCAGACACAAUUGGCUGACAGGGGCCACUGGGACAGGGUCACUCAGGAGAUGCAUAGCAUGCUGGGCCGCAAACCGCUGGACAUGGGAACGGAUGCUACGCCGGUGUGAGCUGGCAGUUGGGGCAGUCAGGAUGAUGACACACAGAGAUACUACUGCAUCUGCUACUGUAGCCAUGGUGGCCUCAUGAUGCAAAACAGUUGCCACUGCUCCAGCCUUUGCCUCCUUGCUAAGAGGGAUACCGAGGCCAGGGGUGGGUCUUUGAGACCUUUUCUUGCAUCCCGCUGGGCAGACCCUGAUGCAGGGGAGUCGGGUUCUUUUGUAAUGGGGGGAGGGUUGGGUUUAGGCUCUGACUCUCAGAGGUUCUCCAUCCAUUUCACAGAUGAGGAAACGGAGGCCUCGGCAGGGGCUGUGACUCACCAGGGUUCCCAUUUCUGAGCACCCGAACCUGGACUUGCACCCAGGUCCAGUUGCCCCACCCCCUGUUCCUGGAAGAAGGCUCCGUCUUAGACCUGCACUCCGGGGACUCCCUGGGGAGCGGUGGACAUUGGAGCUCUCAUGGGUGGGGGGCGCUCGGGGUGGCUGGGGUCUCCUGUGGGCUCAAGGCUGAGUGGUCUCGUUGCUGUGCCUCGCUUUCCUCCGAAGCUGCACACAGUAGGCCCUCAGUACUUAUUAGUCACGUGUCUUAGCUGUUUGAUAGCAGCCACUUAAGGAAAACAAGGGCCUGCGCUGGCUCAGGUUCCAUGUUUAAACUCC